Messenger RNA from Solea solea (common sole), 4329 nucleotides. Its product is annotated as homeodomain-interacting protein kinase 2-like. Gene Ontology annotation, cellular component: cytoplasm; nucleus. Bases 329 to 2890 code for a protein of 853 amino acids. Gene Ontology annotation, molecular function: protein tyrosine kinase activity; protein serine/threonine kinase activity; ATP binding. NCBI's taxonomy places the organism in Eukaryota, Metazoa, Chordata, Actinopteri, Pleuronectiformes, Soleidae. The record is from RefSeq and is a predicted model, not a curated record. The transcript is spliced from 8 exons. Gene Ontology annotation, biological process: peptidyl-threonine phosphorylation; peptidyl-serine phosphorylation.
UCCAAUCGUAUCAAUCAGACAGGCUAAGAGGUGGGAUGCUGCCCUCCACUGUUCAAAGUUCCCAAUCAGAUUUGAAGUCUGUAAUCACAGUUUGAAGUUCUCUUUACACUGAUCCCACUCCAACUCCUUCUCUAUUCAAGAAGCUAUCAAGGGUAUGUGAUGUCAGAACAUCAAAGGCUAAUUUUGGAUGUGAUGUCAGAUAUAUAUUUGCAACUGCCGUAAAAUAAUGUGCAGCGCAUUAGGGAAGAGAACAAAGCCUUUUAAGGAUUUUCAGGAGAUUCAAGAAUUAAGCAGAUGUCUGUGACCACAGCUUAGCAUUGCUUCGAUCAUGUACUCAACGCAACCUGUCCAAGGAAACCAGCUGUUCACAGGAUGUUUGCUCACCUCUGCAUCCUCCAAAUACAGGGUGCAGAAAUACCUUGGGCAGGGCACCUUUGGAACAGUUGUAAAAUGCAAGAGGAUGAAUGAUGGGGAGAUCGUGGCCAUUAAAAUGAUGAAGUCUGAACACUUUUGGAAGGCGAAAGAGGAGGCUGCUAUCCUGAGGAAACUUAAAUCACUGGACCCAGAAAAAUCCAACCUUGUCCGUUGGUACCAGAUGUUCAAAGACAGAGGACAACUUUGCCUAGAGUUUGAGCACCUAGACAAAAGUCUCUAUGACUUGAUGAGAGAAAGACGUUUCCAACCUCUUCCACUGAAGCAUGUCAGACCUAUUGUCAAGCAGCUCGCCAAUGCACUCAAUUACUUGAGGGCAGCUAGAAUAAUUCAUGCAGACCUCAAGUUGGAGAAUGUGAUGCUGGUCAAUCAACAAGUGGAGCCCUACAGAGUCAAAGUGAUUGACUUUGGCCUAUCCAGCGAUGUUCGGUUUACCACGGUGGGCUCAUACAUUCAGACUCGUCCUUUUCGUUCUCCAGAGGUCAUUUUGGGACUCCCUCUCACAGAGGCCAUAGACAUGUGGUCCCUGGGAUGCAUGGUGGUUUUCCUCUACCUCGGCACUAUGCUCUACAGUGGUGACAGUGAAUAUGAUGUGAUCAGGAACAUAAUAAAGACUCAGGGUCAGCUACCACACAGCAUGCUCUGCCAAGGCAGAAAAACUCACUUGUAUUUCAUGAAAGACAAGAGGUCCACUACCUCUCUUUGGAAACUUAAGAACCCAGAACAAGUCCGAAGAGACAAGCGGAAAAAGCCAGUGGAGAAACAGAAGUGUGAGAUGACCUCACUGGAUGACCUCCUAUAUACACAUUCGAUUAACAGUGACAACAACGCAGAUCAAGAUGCACAGUGGAAAGAUGUGCAGAUGUUCGUGAACAUGGUGAAGGAAAUGCUUCAGCUUGAUACUGACACAAGGAUAACUCCCUCUCAGCUGAUGCAGCAUCGGUUCACCAGGAUGUUGCACAUUAUUAACCUGUAUCCAAGGAGCAAGUAUGUCAGGGACUGCUCCGAUAUGAUGACAUUCUGUCAAAAAAACAAAACUCAGGGCAGAGCAACGCAGCAACCAUCCACCAGGACUGCCAGCCCCCACAAGCAUCACUGCAUCAACCCAAGUCCAGGGUCCAGGAACCAAACCUCACAAAGGUCACACGGGUCAUGGGUGAAUAGUAAGGUUGUAGAUGUCAAGAACACAAAGAACACUGACACUGUGGUGACGAACCACCCAAGCAUGACUGCCACUGAAGUGAGGAGCCACCCAAACAUGACUGUUACUGCAACGAGACCCCACCUGAACACGACCGACACUGCAACAAGGAGCCACCUGAACAUGACCGACAAUGCAGUGUGGAGCCACCUGGACAUGACCAACACUGCAGUGAAAAGUGACCACAACAUGACCAUUAGGAAGAAGAUAGCUGAAUAUUAUGAUGUAAAACCUAAGCUUGCCAACAAGAAGUACUAUAGUGAUAAUAGCAGUUCUCACACAAACUCUGCAAGUCCAUCCAUCCCAAGCUCCAGCAGGGGGGCUGAGACAUAUGUCCCGACAUGGGACAAGAGAAAGGUAGCUCUUAGUGAAGACUGUGAUCACAAUUACGAUGUGAGGUCAGACCUUAAGAGGCAGAGGGCUGAGAACUACUCAGCAGACAGAUCCCCCUGCAAUAGCAACCAUGACUCUACCCACAUUGUCCCUGAUCCGUCUUAUCACAGGUGCAGGCCAGAAGAACAACGUCCUUCAGACAGCACCUGGAAUGAGAGACAUGUCUGUUCAGGGCAGAAAAGAAAAGCUGGUGCAACCGCAGGUUCACACAAGCCAGGCUGCAGCAACAGACCUGAAUCUACCCACACUGACCAAUUUCACUCAAAUCAGCGAAGGCCAGAUAAACACGUCCAACACAACUCUCCACAUUCACCAGACAGCCCUCUGGCCAAGAGACGAGUUCUAUCAGUUCAGAAAAGAAAAAUACCUCCAGAAGAAGAAGUGCGGCCUACAAGAAGAACUUGCGAUCACUGGUUAGAUGAAACACAGACGAUCCAAAGAGGUUCUGCAGCACAAGUUCCAUCGACAUCGGGCUGCAGUGACAGACAUGAAUCUACCCACACUGACCAUUUUCACUUGAAUCAGAGAAGAAGGUCAGAUAAACAUCCCAACUGUCCACAUUCAACAAACAGCACUCUGAUCAAGAGACCAGUUCGAUCGGGACGGAAAAGAAAAGCCCCUCCUGAGGAAGAAGAUGUGCUACCUUCAAAAAGAACUUGUGAUCACUCAUUAAACAAUAGAAAGUUGACACAGAGUUCAGCAGGUCCAAAAACAUCAGAGUGCAGCAUCAGUCAUGAAUGUGAAGAUGUGCAGAUGUGCAUGCUCAUGUCUCGUACCCCCGAUGUUCACCUUCUUCCACCAAACACUGAACCAGUAGAAGAUAAUACCUUCUCACCCAAACACCCAACUUGCCAAGGCAGAUGACCACCCACCAAGAGAAUGGUUCUUUCACAGUUCCUGCCUAUAAACAUUCAAUCUAUAUCUGAUAAUGACUAAGGCAUGGGAACAAAAUGUGUCAUGACACAUGACAAUCGACAAAUUAGGGUUUAUUUUAUUUUAUUUUCAUAAGAAUUAAGUUAUGCAUUGUGCACAAGACACUUAAGAGAUGAACAAGUAGAUUUCAUGAAUAAAGUCCCAGUCCUCACAGGGCAACAUCCCUUCAAAGAUGACACAUGAGAGGAUGAGGUCCAAUGAGACCAUAUUUCAAUUUUCUAAGAACUCCAAAAGUGAAACAUGGUGGCAACAUAUGGGCAUUUUAGCUGCAGGGGCAGGGAGAUCCAUCAGAAGUGAAGAAAGAAUACAUUGAAGCCAAAUACAUAGAUCUCUGAAGAAAAAUCUGCUCCAGUCCAGAGGGAAUACAAACAGAGACCGAGGUGACACUUCACUGCUGAGUCUUUGAUUAUCCACAAAGGUCUCCGACAAUGCCCAGCUCACAGACUAGAUUAUUUUUAAUAAAAAAAAAAAAAACUCCAAAAUGAUGUUGAUGGCACAUUUUGUCCUUUCAUAAAGGGAAUUUGUAGUCUAAUCCAGCCACUGGGGUGUAUAAGUGAACUUGGUGCCGGUCCCAAGCCCGGAUAAAUGGAGAGGGUUGCUUCAGGAAGGACAUCCAGCGUAAAAUCAAUGCCAGUCAUGAUAAGAAAGAUAAAUGUCAAAACAUCUGCUGAGGUGACCACUAAUCAAGAGCAGCAGUCGUCUAACCAAGAGAAAACCACUUGUGCUCCGUUUAUGCUUGCAUCAUUCGCCAUGUUAACUGCGUUUCGGCUGCUUCAGCAGGCCCAACCAGUGUCAUUUUUCGUCAGUGACAGAGGUAACUGUGAUUGGCUGUUUAGCUCUAGCCAAUCAGAAGACGAGAAGAAACAUCAACACGACAAAGCAAAAAAAAACCCUAAAGAGUGCACAUACAAAAGACUUUUUUCACUGAUUUAUACAGACUACAGCCAUCUGCUGGGGAAAUGAAAGGUAAUUUCCUCUCAUGCAGGAACAGACCAUAUGCACAGUUUGCCUGUUGGCUGUAGUCGAUGCGUUGUGUGUGCAAGUGCAACUUUUUCCCCGUCACAUGCCAACUGAGGCAGCAUUGCAGUUGGUCAUUGUUAUUCGUCUUUGGCCAACCACAGGGCCUUCCUGGUCCUCAAAUAUUAAGAAUUAUUAACUAUAAAUGAUAGAUUAAUACUAUUAUUAAUAUAACUAAUAAACAAUCACCCAAAUUAUACUAUUUGGACAGUGUCAUAAAGAGCAGUUGUGGAUUGAAGAGGAGAUGGAAGACCAGCCCCCCACAGUGUAGUCAAGAAAUAAUCAAUUACCAUUGUUAUAAAAUAUAUAAUAGAACAUUUUCCCUUGAAAGAAUUGGAGUGUAACCCACAAAC